Aspergillus ruber CBS 135680 is the source of this 958-nucleotide messenger RNA. RefSeq lists its product as uncharacterized. Lineage: Eukaryota; Fungi; Ascomycota; Eurotiomycetes; Eurotiales; Aspergillaceae. The record is from RefSeq and is a predicted model, not a curated record. The transcript is spliced from 2 exons. Bases 320 to 664 code for a protein of 114 amino acids.
GCAAUACAACAUUCAAGAAGUACGCUAUCAUCCUGAAUAUUUCUGCUGGCUCUCGUUUCCUGUUGUGGAACCUUGCUCUUCUCCCCCGCGGCUUAUCAACUGUUCCUUCUCUGCUUUCUCCUCACGCGGAUGCAUGGGUACAUGAUUGAUCGAGGAACUCCUCCAUUAUCUAUCUGUCCCUUCUAUCUCGCCUCGCUUAUCUCUUUUGUCCCCAUGGAGUUUUUAUAGAGAUAUUGUGCGGUGGUUUCUCUUUCUAUCUAUCAAUAACUCUUCCUCAUCUUAUCCUUUCGUGUUCACUCGGCGUCCCCUUCCAAUUUCUAUGCGAUCUCCAACUCUCCAAGCACUGGGCAUGGAAAGCAUCAAGAUUCCGUCCCCUUCGGCUAUUCUGGAUAUUCCCUCAUCUUCCCCUCCUUCUGUUCCUCCUGCUGUUACCACUGGUGGUGGUGUUGGUUCUUCUUCAUCUUUCCCUGCCCCUUCUAUCUCCUCGUCGGCUCCUCCAGCCAGAUCAUCUCUCUCCGCAGCAAGGACGGGUACGGCAGGUGGGAAUGCGUCCAGCAAGCCUAAGCAGUCAAAGAGUCGUAAUGGUACAGUAUACCAGACAUUCUCAUUGAUCGGUUAUGAUAUAAUGGUGCAUGGAUAUGAAUACAUGAACGGAGGAGCAUAAAAUCGAAUUAGCAGCGUGUAAUGUACAAGGUGCUGACCUUCUGCUCCUACUUGUUAUCCAGGCUGUAUUACCUGCAAGGCUAAACGACUGAAGUGCGACGAGUCCAAACCAACCUGUCUUCAAUGUGAACGGCGCAAGGUACAAUGCGGAGGAUACAAGAAGGAUUUCAAGUGGCGACCCUUCGAAGAGACCAAUGCAGCGAACAGGACUUCUGCAAAGGCGAGGAAUGUCACUUUGCCACCUCCACCCCCGACCACGUCGAACAAAAGUUCAACAGGGAAUGUUUCACGUCCG